UUCAAAUUACAUAUUCAGUGUGCACUAAACCAUUGAGCAGCAUGGAACGUUGGCUGGAUAAGGUGGCAAUCGUUACGGGUGCUAGUUCAGGAAUCGGAGCCGCAACCGCAAAGAAAUUAGCCAAGAACGGACUGAUUACGGUAGGUCUUGCAAGACGUAACAAUUGGGUGGAUCAGCUAAAAGCGCAACUUGACUCGGAAGCGGCAUCCAGGUUACACGCAUUUCCCUGUGACAUUUCCAGUGAGCAGCAGAUUCUGCAAGCUUUUGAGUUUGUCGAGAAAAAAUUCGGCGGAGUUGACAUUUUGGUGAACAAUGCCGGAACUUACGAGAAGGUAAAUUUGCUGGAAACAGGUAAUACUGACGCUUUGCGUCGUUCUUUAGAUGUCAAUGUGCUGGGUCUGGCUAUAUGCAGCCGGGAAGCGUUCCAAUCGAUGAAAAAGAGGGCCGUGAAUGGACAUAUCAUACAUAUUAAUAGUAUUGAAGGGCACAAGGUACCUUUCUAUCCGGGAGCUAACCUGUACCCAGCCAGUAAACAUGCAGUAACAGCACUCACCGAAACCAUGAGGAUCCAGCUACAACAAGGUGGAACAAAGAUCAAAGUCACGAGCAUCAGUCCUGGUUUUGUGAGGACACCGAUGGUACAGUUGUGUGACACCUACAAUAAUCUACAGGUUGACACAAUGCCUAUGCUCGAACCGGAGGAUAUUGCGGAUGGCAUAGUCUACGCUUUGAGUACACCACCGCAUGUUCAGAUUCAUGAACUCACGAUUAAGCCCGUUGGGGAAAUGGUUUAGGCGAAGUCGAGUUUGGCUUCUAAAUAAAAAUAAAUAAAUAAUUGAUUAGUUCGAA
This is a messenger RNA of Wyeomyia smithii (pitcher-plant mosquito), 849 nucleotides long. RefSeq names its product farnesol dehydrogenase-like. Bases 42 to 794 code for a protein of 250 amino acids. The record is from RefSeq and is a predicted model, not a curated record. The transcript is spliced from 2 exons. NCBI's taxonomy places the organism in Eukaryota, Metazoa, Arthropoda, Insecta, Diptera, Culicidae.